Acaulospora morrowiae is the source of this 177-nucleotide messenger RNA. The record is from the annotation of a GenBank genome assembly. NCBI's taxonomy places the organism in Eukaryota, Fungi, Glomeromycota, Glomeromycetes, Diversisporales, Acaulosporaceae.
AUGGCUGGAACAAACUUUCCAACUCCAAGUAGGGGUUACGUUUUUAUGAGCAAACUCCUAGGAGGAAGGAUGUUAUAUCGCGGCAAAAAAGAAGCACCUAUAGUUCUUGGUUUGCGGCAUCCUUGGGAACAUUCCGAUCAUGAAAACGGUCACAGUGAAAAUAACGAAACACAUUGA